AAUCCUCUCCCAAAUCCUCACCUCUCCCCAUCUCUCCUCUCUCUCCUCUUACAACUCCCUCAUCAAAUCCCUCUGCAACGAAUCCCUCAACAAGCCCGUUUCCCUCUACACCCACAUGCUGGCCUCUCGGCUUCUCCCCGAUCACCUCACCUUCCCUUUCCUCCUCAAAUCCUGCUCCCUUCACCAUGCCCACGUCACCGGCCGAGCCCUUCACUCUCACAUUUUCAGGCUGGGCUUUGUUGCAGACGUCUAUAUCAACAACUCUCUUGUGUUUAUGUACUCUGCUUGUGGUCAGGUUGAGCUUGCGCGGAGGGUGUUCGAAGAAAUGCCCGAAAGAGAUGUCAUUUCGGAGAACUCGAUGCUGGGUGGGUACUUGAAGUGUGGGGAUCUGGAUGAUGCACUGGUUUUUUUUCGGGGGAUGGAGAUGAGGAAUGUGAGGACCUGGAAUUCUAUUAUUGCAGGGUUUGUUAGGGGAGGGAGGUGUGGAGAGGCCUUGGAUUUGUUUAAUGAGAUGCGUGGAGGGUUUGUGAAACCCGAUAAGAUUACAGUUGCGAGUGUUGUUUCGGCUUGUGCUUCGCUUGGAGCAUUGGAUAUGGGGAAAUGGGUUCAUGGGUACUUGAGAAGGGAAAGGCUGGAGUUUGAUUUGGUGAUAGGGACAUCUUUAAUUGAUAUGUAUGGGAAAUGUGGGUCUAUAGAGAGGGCAUUUGAGGUUUUUAGGGAAAUGCCUAAGAGGGAUGUUCAAGCUUGGACUGUGAUGAUUUCAGUUCUUGCUAUCCAUGGCCGUGGAGAAGAAGCUUUCGUUCUAUUGGAAGAAAUGGAGAAGACUGGUAUGAGGCCCAAUAAUGUGACGUUUGGAGCUCUAUUGAGUGCUUGUGCUCACUCUGGCACGGUUGAUAAAGGACGGUGGUGCUUUGAUGUGAUGAGAAGAGUUUACUCAAUUGAGCCCCAAUUGCAGCACUAUGCAUGCAUGGUUGAUUUGCUUGGUCGAGCUGGCCUUUUUGAAGAGGCCGAAAUGCUUAUUGCAUCUAUGCCAAUGAAGCCUGACGUGUUCGUUUGGGGAGCAUUGCUGGGUGCCUGUAGGAUGCAUGGAAAUGUUGAAUUGGGGGAAAAAAUUGCUGGAUGUCUUAUUUCAAUGGAUCCUCUCAAUCAUGCUUACUUUAUUAUUCUAUCCGACAUUUAUGCGAAUGCUAAAAGAUUUGAGGAUGUCAAAAGAAUCCGUGAUUUUAUGGAGGAUCAGGGCAUCAUGAAGACAUCACCUGGACAUAGCUUGAUUGAAAUUGAUGGCCAAGUGUAUGAAUUUUCCAGAAGAAGCGUAAAGGAGGAGUUAAUGAAGGAAAUAGAGUGGGUUUUGAUCGGGAUUAAUGUUGAACUAAUGUGGACUGGUUAUGUGCCAGAUGACGAUAUGGAACUGUUUCUGACCGCAUAAAAAUUAUUGAUAACAUUAACCAUUUGCUUCUGAUGUUGACUUGCUCCCUCUCUGUUAUUUGAUAAAGGGUUCUUUGUGAUGAA
Molecule: messenger RNA, 1509 nt
Organism: Asparagus officinalis (garden asparagus)
Lineage: Eukaryota; Viridiplantae; Streptophyta; Magnoliopsida; Asparagales; Asparagaceae
Product: pentatricopeptide repeat-containing protein At5g66520-like
Exons: 1
Coding region: 116-1426 (436 amino acids)
Biological process (GO): RNA modification
Molecular function (GO): protein binding; RNA binding
Source: RefSeq, a predicted model, not a curated record